Messenger RNA from Spizellomyces punctatus DAOM BR117, 978 nucleotides. RefSeq lists its product as uncharacterized. Gene Ontology annotation, molecular function: glycosyltransferase activity. The record is from RefSeq and is a predicted model, not a curated record. NCBI's taxonomy places the organism in Eukaryota, Fungi, Chytridiomycota, Chytridiomycetes, Spizellomycetales, Spizellomycetaceae. Bases 1 to 978 code for a protein of 325 amino acids. The transcript has 2 exons.
AUGAAGAUACUCCCAACACGCGGAAAGCCGCACGGCAUGCUUCCUGCUCUUAUCGCGCUGAACAUAUCCCCGAACUCACCAAUAUCACCCAAUAUCACUACGCCCAUUUCGUCCCACGCAUACGUAUUUUAUGCCACAAAUACUGAGUAUGCAUGCUCAGUGCUCAUCAACAUGGCGCUGAUUCGAAAAUGGGGCUCAAAAAUACGAUUCGUUUUCCUUGUAACAGACAAAGUGCCAAAGGCGUACGUCGAAAAGGCGGCUUCCCAUUUCGGUGCGCAUAUUGUAAGCGUUACUCCUCCUCCACCUCCUGCCGGGACAAAUCCCAAUGAUGUUGCUACAUAUGGGGAGGUCAUGACGAAACUUCUGGCCUUUUCGCUGUCUACAUAUGGGUACACCAGAAUCUUGACAUUAGAUGCAGAUCAAUUAGUUCGUAAGAAUCUUGACCAUUUAUUCGAAUUGCCACACGUCGACAUCGCAAUACCCCGCGCGUAUUGGUAUGUAGAGUUUCACGGCGUUGACAAGCAACCGGAUGGACGUGGCGGGGUCGGUUGGGCUGCCUCACCCCUAAUGGUUAUCGAGCUAUCACCACGACUCUGGAAGAGGGUUCAAGGUCGUCUUGCUAACCUGGAGAAAAAUGAAUACGACAUGGAUUUGAUCAAUCACGAGUUUGGAAACGAAGUCCUGCUCCUUCCCGGUCGGUAUGUCACGUUGAAUAAUCAUUGGGACACAGAAACGGUCCCCAAAUGGUCUUCCUUUUGGACGGCGGAAUCCGCAAAGAAUCGUACCACUCUAAGCCGCGUAUAUGAAGAAGAGGUGGAGGUGGUCCAUUUCAGUGCAAAUGUAGGGCGCUACGGUAAACCAUGGACAGUCCCAAACGGUGUAAUUAGGGAGAAUGCACAUCCUGUUCUCAAGGAUAUGUACUUGGAAUGGUGGACAUCUGCUGCGCGACUGUGUCCUGAGUGGGAAAAUACAAUCUAG